GAUUUGUCGUCAUUUCGCCCGACGAGUUCGACGAGUGUUGCGUGGCUCCGCGGUGAUAUAUAUAUGUACACAUAGUUUUUUUUCUCCGCUCCCCGUUCGACGCUACAGUGCUAUACGUAUCGCCGCGUUACUCUCCGCCGUGCGCACUCGCUCCGAACAGUCGUUUCGGCAGGCGGAAUCGUCGCAAGUGUCUCUUUUUUUUUUUUGUUGUUGUUUCCAUCAUAAAGUAAAUUUACUCGUCGUCGAGUGAGAACAGUGCAAAAACGUUUUACGUCGUACGGGCUUGGCGGACAGGAAGAAAUCGAUAACAAGUCUUACUACGUCAUCAGUGAUAUUUUGAUUGAUUUCAACUUUAGGAGAAAAUGUUCUUCAUCAAAGAACCAAUGUUUUCGUGACAUUCAUUUCAAAGUAAUAAUGCAAUAUUAUUCGUCUGUUUCACAACCUGUGAUUAAUCAAUCAUCAAUUACACUUGCGUGACGUUUAAGAUAAUUUCUGUUGGCUAUCAAAAGCCGUUCAGAUUAUCAUUAAACGGUAUACAACAAUUUCUUAAUACAAUGGAGCGAGAAUCCAAUUCCAUGCAGGCUUUGUGUCGUGGUGGAUGUGGCUUCUAUGGUAACCCAUCUACAGAUGGUCUUUGCUCUCUGUGCUAUAAAGAAGCACUGAAAAAGAAACAGACACCACCACAAACAGCUCCAUCGCCACCUUCAGUCUCCGCUCAGAGUAUGAUGGAGACUGCCAUACCUACCAUACCAGUGCUGCAGAUUCCACCUGUAUCCGCCUCUCCUAUUUUGCCCACAGACUCAAAAAAAGAUAUGGACAAUGGUUUGGCAUGCAGUUCUAAUGACAGCAGUCUCAUGGACGAUGGUAAAAAUGAUGACGAUGAUGAUAAAGACAAGUCUAAAAAGAAAAACCGAUGUGCCAUGUGCCGCAAAAAAGUCGGUCUUACAGGUUUUGAAUGCCGUUGUGGUGGCUUAUUUUGCGGCAUCCACAGAUACUCCGACAAACACAAUUGUUCAUUUGACUACAGGGAGCUAGGAGCACAAGAAAUCAGGCGCAAUAAUCCAGUAGUUGUUGGAGAAAAAAUUCAGAAGAUUUAAUAUUUUGAAUUUAACACUUAAAUAAGCGCAUGAAAAUAAUGAAUGUACCAAUAUAAUAAAAUAUAUGCAUCUAUAUAUAUAUAUAUAUUUAAAAUAUAAAUAAACUUCCACUGUAGUUUUAUAACAACAUAAAGUGUACAUUCUUAAUUUAAUUAAAGGUAUAGUAAUUUUAUUUUUCUAAUGAUUUUUGAAGCCUUACCUGUUUUCAAAUUCACAAUUGACACAUUUUUUUCCAUUUGUCAAAGGAAGAGGAGAACAUUAUAAAUUUUUAUUAACACUUUUGAAGAGCGUAGUCGCUGUGCAAUAGAUAAAUGUAUAUAAAUCAAUGUUUUUUUUCUUUUUAUUUUCGUGGAUUUAGUUGGUUAGUUUUAUGAAAAAUUUAUAUCCUUUAAACAUUGUAAGAUUUUUUUUCACUUGUUAAUUUUUUUUUUUUUGCUUCCCAUAGUUUUCAAGAAUUGUUGUAAGUCGUGCUCAUCAUGUUUUUAUAUAUAGUUGGUUAUUAGCUAUUUUAGAAAUGAUUUUAUGUUCUUUUUCAUUAUCUUUAAUUAUAAAAAAUAAAACAAAAUAUUAAUCGUUUAAAAAAAAACUAAUUUAGUUGGAACCACUUAAGUAUGAAAUUAUUUUCGAUUUACUUAUUAUUAUUAUUAUUAUGAUUAUUAUUAUUAUAUAAAAAUAUAUUUACGCGAACUAUAUUAUAUUUUUCUCUGUAUUUUAGAUAAUGAUGUUCUGUAAAUUAAGGAGUUUUUUUGAGCAAAAUAAUCUUGUGUAAAUAUAUUUACAAGACAUGUUUAGAUAGUACACAAAGAUUUUUAAGCUAUGUAAAUAAAGUAAUGGAUUGAGUGUUGAGA
Molecule: messenger RNA, 1945 nt
Organism: Myzus persicae (green peach aphid)
Lineage: Eukaryota; Metazoa; Arthropoda; Insecta; Hemiptera; Aphididae
Gene: drn
Product: AN1-type zinc finger protein 6
Exons: 6
Coding region: 555-1097 (180 amino acids)
Molecular function (GO): zinc ion binding; DNA binding
Source: RefSeq, a predicted model, not a curated record